This is a messenger RNA of Tetrahymena thermophila SB210, 552 nucleotides long. RefSeq names its product transmembrane protein, putative. NCBI's taxonomy places the organism in Eukaryota, Ciliophora, Oligohymenophorea, Hymenostomatida, Tetrahymenidae. The record is from RefSeq and is a predicted model, not a curated record. The transcript has a single exon.
AUAUUUCUUAAAAUGAGUUAAAAUUAUAAGAGGCUGGCUUUUAUUUUUCUGGUUAUCAUGUUUGCUAUUAAUUAAGCUUAUUGUAUAGAAGCUAGAAGAAAUCUUAGUUCAAAAAGAGUUAGUAGUCGUAGCAGUAGUAGUAGAUCAAGAUCUUCAUCUAGCUCAGGUAGUGGUUCAAGUGGGUCAGGAGGUAGCACCUCUGAUACAGCUUUAAUUCUUGCUAUAGUGAUCCCUGUAACAGUGGUUGUUAUUAUCAUUUUUUUAGUUUGCUUAUGCAGAAGAUACAGAAUGGCUUAAUAAAAAAUUGGAUCACUGAAUAAUUUCUAACUUAAUUAAUAGUAAAAUAUGAAUUAAUAAAUGCAGGCCUUAAAUCCUAUUCAACCAAAUCCUUUUAGUUAAUAAUAAUAAGUAUUUAAUUGUCCAGAUUAAUAUGGAAUAAACUAAUAAUAAUAACUUUAAGUGAUACAAUAAACCCCUUAUUAGUAAAACAUUAAGUAAUAACCUUAAAUAUACUUUUAGUAGCCAGUUAUAUAAUAAGCAAGCGUUUUAUGA